GAGAAACCUUAGAGGACUUAUUUAAAACCGGGAAUGCGGACUUUAAUGAUCCUGAAGUAUUGACGAAUUUGGCGAUUAAAAUGCAGAAUGUGGCUUUAACCUUAGAACAGUUAAAUUGCACAGCUGAACUCAACUCUAUGGUUACUUUAGAGCGAAUAGUUAGGGUUCUGCCUCGGUAUAUGCAAGUUCAAUGGGCCGAAUUAGCGGUAAAAUGGAUUGAAGAAGAUAGAGAGCCUACCUUUGCUGAACUUACUGAGUUUGUAUUAUCACGAGCAAGAAUAGCUGAGAGUAGAUUCGGUCGGCUGGUUAAUCGGCCAAAACUAGGCAGAGAUGUAAAAAUGAACUGUCACCUUCAAUCGAAACCGGCGACCAUACCGAAUACUAGACAUAACUGUAGCAUUUGUACUGGUGAUCAUUUGGUUGUUAAAUGCCCUCAGUUUUUAGAGCUUACUGUUCAAGAUAGAUGGAAGCAGGUCAGGAAAAAAGGGAUGUGUUUCGCCUGUCUGAAGCAAGGGCAUAAGGUCAGUGAUUGUAAAACGACAAUGCGUUGUGGUAUCGACAAGUGUGAGAAAAAACAUCAUGUUUUGCUGCACGAAGACUCGACCAGCAAAAGGGUGGAUGAUAAACGUGAAUCCCAGCACUGUUGCGGACUCACUAGGUCAUUAAGCAGACAGGUAUGCCUAGGAGUGGUCCCAGUACGUGUGAAAUCGGAAACAGCAGAGAUUAUAGGAUACGCUCUUUUAGACAAUGGCUCUGAUUCUACGUUGAUAACGACAACUUGUGCAAGGGCUCUUGGAUUGCCAGAAAAUUGCGAGUUAGUUGUGGUACAGACCGUGAGUGGUGACAAAACGGUUGCAUGUACGGAUGCUACCUUUGAAGUGCUUUCUUUAGACCAGUUGGAGCACAUCGUGAUCGAAGGAGCGAUGGUAGUACCUAGCCUACCGAGGCAUAAGCCCACCAUGUUAGCAAUGAAAAAUCUAACAAAAUGGCCGCACUUAAAGGAUGUACCGGUAGAAAGUCUAGAAUCUGAAGACGUUUUAAUGCUCAUCGGAUGCGACGUGCCAGAGGCACAUUGGGUGUUAGAACAACGUCUAGGAGGGAGGAAGGCGCCGUAUGCGAUAAAGACACUACUUGGGUGGACUGUGUUUGGACCUACAUCAUAUUCGGAAUAUAGAAAAAGAGUUGUUAACCAUAUUAGUAACGCCCACGAUCUAGAGGAUCAGAUACGCAAACUAUAUGAUGUAGAGUUUGCUGAUGUUUAUUCCAGCGACAAGUCAGCGUCAGUAGAAGACCAAAUAGCUUUAGAGAUAGUGGAAAGAGGUACUCACUACGUUGAUGGUCACUUCGAAGUCCCAAUUCCAUGGAAACGGGACCCCUCCACGAAGGGGACUAACUAUGAGGUAGCUAAUAGUAGGCUACAAAGUUUAAGGCGAAGGUUGAUGAGAGAUGAUAGGCUACACGACAGGUACGCCAAAUGUAUGGAGGAUAAUGUCCGUAAGGGUUAUGCGCAAAGGGUACCUGAGUUGCACCUAAGGUCGGAUUACCGCCCUCGAUGGUAUCUACCCCAUCACCCCGUGUUGAACCCCAAAAAACCAGAUAAGCUGAGGGUGGUCUUGGACUGUGCCGCUAAAUUUGCUGGAACUUCUUUAAAUGAUAUGAUCUACCAAGGGCCGGAUAGCACCGCUGAUCUGGUAAGCAUAUUAUUACGUUUUCGCAAGGAAGCAGUAGCAGUAUCAGCAGACGUUGAGGAAAUGUUUAUGCAAGUAAAGGUACCCGAAGGUGACCGGGGAGCGUUAAGAUAUCUAUGGUGGGAAGGUGGGAAUACGUCUAAAGAGCCUUCUGAAUUUCAAAUGACCUCUCAUCCAUUCGGAGCUACGUCAUCCCCGUUUUGCGCGAACUUCGCUAUGAAUAAAACAGCUCUAAGCUUCUCGAGUGAUUAUGAGCAGUACGUUAUUGAUGCGGUAAAAAAUAACUUUUACGUUGAUGACUGCCUGAUAUCCUUUUCGAGUUGCGAUCAAGCGAAGAGAUUUGUCACGCAGAUAACCGAGUUGUUACGUAGAGGUGGGUUUAACUUAAAAAAGUGGGUUACCAACUCGGAAGAAGUGAGGUCUAUGCUACCGGAUAAGGGCGUCAAGGAAUCAUUGUUUGGAAUAUCAGCGGAUUGUAUCGUCACUCAUCGAACGCUUGGUAUAGAAUGGGAUGUAGUGCAUGACGUAUUCAAGUUCCGCUUUGACGCACCUGAUAAACCAGUGACGAGGAGAGGAAUCUUGUCUGUUGUUUCGUCCCUGUUCGAUCCGUUGGGUCUGAUCGCUCCGGUGUGCCUCACAGCUAAACUACUUCUGCAAGGAUUAUGUAAAUCCCAAAUAGGAUGGGAUCAACCUCUCAACGAACCGUACGUGUCCAAAUGGUUAGAUUGGUUAAGUUUCAUGCGUCAGUUAGGACAUGUCACCGUUACCCGAGGUAUUAAGAAUAGAAUCGACGAAGCUGAGGCAAAAGUGGAGUUGCACCUGUUCAGUGAUGCUUCAGAGAUUGGUUAUGGGGCGGUUGCUUACGCACGGGUAAGCUAUGCGAAGGUACAACCCUAUUGUGUCCUGUUAUACAGCAAGUCUAGGGUGGCACCUAUUAAACCAGUCACGAUACCGAGGUUAGAAAUGGCGGCAGCGGUCUUAAGUGUAAGACUGAGCGAGGUGAUACGGAAAAGCCUGCCCAACUUCUUCUGUGGAGUGAGUUUUCAUACGGAUUCUAUGAUAGUGCUAUACUAUAUUAAAAAUGCUGAAAAACGAUACACCAGCUACAUAGCUAACCGUCUUGCCGUUGUUCAUCAGUAUACUAGUAUUGAGCAAUGGAGUUAUGUCAGCUCAUCACUGAAUCCGGCAGACUGGACUUCAAGAGGUAUACAAAGGAUGAAUGAUCUAGAGACUUGGUUUAAAUGUCCAACUCUGCUGUACAAUGACUCGAGUACCACCACUUACUGCCCAGAACCUACUAUGGAUCAGGUAGAGUUCAGAAAAGCUAAGGUCAAUUUGAGUAGUACGGCUAACUCUCCGUCACCUAUCUUGUCCUAUUACUCGGAAUGGAUGAAAUUGGUUAGGUCUGUAGCGUGGCUCAGAAGGUUCAUAGACUUCUGGAUAAUACUUCAUUCGCCGAGUAUUGAAGGUUCCGUCGCGACAGGUUACCUAAAGGUCAAGGAGCUCGAGUCGGCCAAACGGAAGAUUCUGAUGGUUGUUCAAAGGGAGGCAUACGGAGAAUUACUAAACGAAUCCAACGUUAGUCAUAAGGAAGUGAGUAAUAAACGUCUGAGAGGUUUAUCACCAAUAAUGAUUGAUGGGUUACUCUGCGUCGGAGGCCGCUUAAUGUACUCCGAACUCCCGAGCGAGUCGAAACAUCCUGUGAUUUUACCUGGUCGACAUAGGGUAACCGAAUUGAUAGUUAGACACUACCACAAGGAAGAAGGACAUAUGGGAACCUCGCACGUGUUAGCUACGAUCCGCAAGUACUAUUGGAUAGUUAAGGGCACCAGUACGGUUAAAAGAGUAAUAGGAAGAUGUGAAACUUGUCGAAGGUUCACCCUAUGUCCAGGAAACCAGCAGAUGGCGCCACUCCCAGUUUACAGAGUGCAGAAGGGUUGGUAUAGUUUCGCGACGACAGGUGUGGACUACUUCGGACCCCUUAUGGUCAAGAAGGGUAGGUCACUAGAAAAAAGGUAUGGUUGUAUGUUUACCUGCCUGCAAACAAGAGCAGUACAUAUUGAGAUGGCAUACAGUCUGAAUACCGAUUCAUUUAUAAUGGCCUUAAUACGUUUCAUCGGAAGAAGAGGGAGACCGACGGAUGUAUUUAGUGACAACGGAUCUAACUUCGUGGGGGCAGUUGCAGAACUAAAGAGCUUCGUGCAACAGUGGAAUCAUCAAAAAAUUAGUAAGGAAUUAUCGUCAAGACAAAUUCAAUGGCAUUUCAACCCUCCACUAGCUAGCCAUAGAGGUGGAGUUUGGGAACGAAUGAUUAGAUCUAUACGAAGGCUGCUAUUAUUGAUCACCAGGGAACAAGUGUUAACAGAUGAAACCUUAGGUACGUAUCUGAUUGAAAUCGAGAGAAUUCUAAACGAUCGACCCCUAACCCCGGUGGUCCAGGAUGCUAACGACCGACUAGCUUUAUCACCCAAUAGCCUACUAUUGUUGAGGGAGUGUGACGGAAUAGCGGAGGAAGGAGGCAUUAGCGACAAGUUCCACAAACGUUGGAAACAGGUAAAUUACUUAGCCAACGUGUUUUGGAAGAGGUGGUUGAAGGAGUAUUUGCCUUGUUUACAAACCCGUCAGAAAUGGCUAAAGGAGCAUCGCAAUUUUCAGAAAGGAGACGUCGUCAUUGUCACCUCGGAUCUUACUACUCGUGGAAAAUGGCCCUUAGGAAUAGUAGAGGAUUGCGAGACAGAUAAGGACGGAAGGGUCCGAACAGUAGUCGUUCGUACUAAUAAUGGGGUAGCGAGAAGAGACAUACGAAGAGUGUGUCUCCUAGAAGGGUCCAACUAGACAGGUCAUAUCCACAUUGGGAUGGCGGGUGGGCGUACUGCUGUAAGUCCUACACGUUAUUCCGGUGUGGAUUAGGGGAUAACAUGGGAACCCUAAUUAAGGUGUCGUUAACGCUUGCUGUUUUUGCAUGGAGGGAUUUUGCGGGCCGGUGUAGAAUUCUUUUUGAAUGUUUUGUUUUUGGGAAAAUCCCUCCAUGUUUACAUAUUUUUGCCAUGACAUGAUGGACUUUUUCUCUUGACAUUUUUGGUAUUUUAUUUGAUUCCAAUUUGAGAUUUUACCAUUGUAUGUCGUUAUUCUUUCCAUAUUUUGUACCUAUAUUGAAGUUUUUGUGUUUGCUUCUGAAUUGUACAUAUAUUGUUUAAAUUUGAUAUAAUAUGGCUACCGCCACAUUUUUGGAUAGACGCAGUGGCUGCUGAACUUAGUGUCACUUACUAGCUAUUGUAAUAGAUACUCUACGGAGUAAUUUAGUCCUGGAAGAAACAUAAACAUCGUAAGUCUCUGUAUUUCCAUUUUUUAUAACAAUAGAGACGGUUUUCUCCUAGAAUUUUCGGCUUUCUGAUUUGGCUGGGACGGGGAUCUAGGAGAAUCGUACCGGUGUGUUUCUAUUGGACGCGAUUAGGACAGCCGCUGGCGAAAUAAAUUCUACA
Messenger RNA from Schistosoma turkestanicum, 5170 nucleotides. The record is from the annotation of a GenBank genome assembly. Lineage: Eukaryota; Metazoa; Platyhelminthes; Trematoda; Strigeidida; Schistosomatidae.